AUGCCGCAUGUGAGAAAGGUGAAGACUCCAUUGAAGAAUAGCACGUCACAUCGAACAAGACCGUUUCAUGUUCGCUUUGAUGAUGCGGUGGAGGUUUUCAGUGGUCACGAGUUACACAGACUCGUUGUUCCCCAUCGAGCGUUGUAUGAAUGGCCUGGUAAGCCAUGGGCGCUUGUGGAUGAUUGCACGGAAUUGACGCCUGAAGUUUUGAAACUUCAAGCCCGAAGGCCGCAUGUUCCCGUUGCAUGGCCUGUUUUGCCUUGGAUCAAAGCUCCUGGUGAUGCUAGUUGUGAUCGCUUUGCCCCAAUGGCCAAGUAUAGUAUCAUGGACGGUUUUCAGCAUUUUCACCAAAUUCCCGCAGAUCAUGCUGACCCUCCACAUGCACCUCAUGCACAUGGGCCUGGAAAUCCUGCACGUGCACAUGACUUUACUGACAGUAUGAUCUCUGGACCCCCUUUGGAUGAGUCCUACAGCUUUGAUGUCGGAUGGGCUACGUUGCACAACGACCAGUAUCGUGUUGUCCGUCUUCCUCCUGAACGAGCGAAUUGGGUGGAGUAUUUGAUGGACGCCUGGAGUGACCUGUUGGAUGACUCCGUGCCGACAGCCUUCACACUUCCAAAUCCCAUGCCAAUGAGAGGUCCUGCAGAUCAACUCAUUGCCCUGGACGUGAUUUUGGCGCAAGGUCUUCAUCAACCCCGAUUUUCUGGUCUUGUGACAGUACAGUACAUGGAUGACCAUGAUGGGCUUGGUGGGCACCCAAUAGCAGCUUCAUUUCCGCCUAUGGUGAAUCGAUACCAUAUUCUGGAGGCGGCCCAAGUUCUGCAGACUUGUCAAGGACCCUAUGGCCGAGUAUGUCACAUUUUUCAUGGAUGGCGUAUGUUGCCAAGUGGAGGUGAUGCCACCCAUCGGAUGCGGCCUGGGCAUUCCUUUACAAUUCAAAUUCCAAAUGAUCCAAACUUGGAAAGUGUGGCUGCUCAUGCUAGUGAAGUCUCGACCUCUGGCGUUUCAGCACAUGGCAUGCCAACCGGUCACAGUGAGGACUUCUUCGUGACAGGACCUGGUGAUGGAGAUCAGGAUCCACCUGAAGAUGACCCGCCUUCGGCAUCUUCUCCAUCUGCUGAGCCUGAACAUUCUGCUGGACCGUUGUUCAACUGUCAUUUUUAUCGGCUUCGGCAUCCACCGUUGCAUAUGUUCAUGCGCAAUGCUGCUGGUGUGCCCAUGCUGAUGGAGCUUGCAAGAAAUCUGGAAAUCGUCCCGGCCAGUCUCUUGCAAGCUCACACGAUUUUGACCCAGAUGGUGGGAGAUCAACGUGAUGACUUUUCUUUCAUCAUCCAAUCGGUGACGGACAUUCCAACGGCUUCCUCGGAUGCACUUGUCAUCAUUGACGUGGAAGUGCAUUUUCAUUUGACACCAGCUGGCAUUCACCCAUUGCCCGCUGCUACCAGAAGAGUUCAUCGUGUGCCUCGACAUCUUGGACGUGAAGGUGUACUCCACUAUGCAGGAGUGCGGCAAUAUUGCUCAUGGCAAAAUGAUGCAUGUUUGGUUGAGCUCAAUGGUCGUGUCUGGCCUGCUCAUCAGGCAGCACCUCAGGUCAUGCAGCAUGGUGCAUAUUUACGAGUCUGUGUUCCGCCGCCUGACUCCCAGAUGAAUACGUUGCAGGCGAUUCAUAUCACUGAGCGUCAGGGAAGCACAGUUCAGCCUCUUACUUCUGGACCUUCAGUUGCUCCUUUUCCUGCUCCGCUACCAUUUACCUCAACAUCCACUACCACGGUGCCCGAAGACACCACGCUCAGAGUCUUCCCGGUGCCCAUGGACAACCACUGGUUUGAGCCGCUUGAUGACACCUUUGAGGCAGAAGCGAUGCAGGAAUUUCUGGAAGAAGGACCCAUCCUCUAUGUCUGGACGUGGUACGUGCAUCAUGAAUUGCAUCCAGAAUGUAAUGCACCACGGGUGGUCAAAUUGGACAGCUUUAAGCACUUAUGGGGACAAGAUUUGCUUACGCAUUGGCAGUCGACUCUUCAUGGAACGGAUCCCUUGCAAAUCAAGAUUGUUGGUCAUCGACCUCCUCAUGCGACCACUACAUUGGACGCAGUGCAUGUCAUGAUUGAACAGAAGCCACGUGAAGCGAAAGCUGCAGUUGUCUUGUCUGCGGUAAUGCAAGGUGAUCAUGAAGAUCGUCUUCUACAAGCUGCUGAUUCUGUUCCUCGUUGGCUGUGUACUGAGGAUAUCAUUGACAUCCUGCGCAUCAAUCAUGUAUGUGAAACAAGGCGGUGUUCUGCCCGCUCUGGUGUGGCACAUUUUGAGCGUUUUAUUCGUCACGAUGUCCCAGAUGCAGCGAGUAUUGAACUUCAUGCCAGACCACCUCAUUGUCAUGGAGACCGUCAGGCUGCAAGUUCCUCGGAACCAUUUGUUCCAAGACGUGUCAUGCCAACCACAGCCAACUCUCUGCUCCAACUUCGACUUGUAAGACAUGAUGUCCGCUCUCGUCAUGCUGAAGCACAUGAGGAUGCAUGUUUGGUAGAACAAGUUACACUGAUCGACACGAGUUCUUCUACCAUGCCUUUGAGUUCCAUGACAGAAAAGCCAGCAGCGCUCCAUUAUUCAGCUGUAGCACAUCCUGGGGGUGAUGGCCCUGUUGACAAAGUUGAUGGAGAUCAUGAACGUGUCCAGCACGAAAUGCAGCAUAUCGCGGCCAUUCGCACCCGUGCUGUUCCGGUUCCUCCAGGGCAACCACAGAUGAUCCAUGAUUUGCACAUGCUGCUAUUUAGCAAUGAGCAAGCGUUGCAGGAGCGCCCUCCUGAGGCUUUUGUCAUCUCCACAUGGUAUGCCGAUCACCUCCGACGACCUCAUAGUGGAAUAUGUCGAGACGUGCGUCUUACUGGCAAUGUUGGCACCUGGUAUCAUGAGAUCGUCAUGAUUUGGGACGAUUGGAUGGAUCCCUUUGCAGAGUUGACUGGAGUGAUUAUUCACCCUACUCCGCAUGAUGGACAGGCUGAAGUUCAUGCACAUCUUGUCUUGGUACAACAUGUGCAGCCAACCAUGUGCUCGAUUGUUGUGGCCAUUGUCGACACCUUGGAUGAUCCGUGGCAUCCACGGCUGCUAUGUUUGACCACGCCAUGUGACCUUUCGCAUGCACAGUUGAGAAAUUACAUUGACUUGGACGGCAUUUGUGGCACAGUUCCACCCAGUGCACUCUGUCGAACGUUGUUGGGCGAUCGUGAUCUCACUGACCUACCACGAUUUGAUGUCACGCAUGGCAUGCAUUUGAUUUUUCACAUCCAGCGUGAAGUACAGCUUCAGGCCACUACUGCUUUGGCAACAGCACAUGUAGCGGCUCUUGACUCAGAAGAUGACGAGCACAUGAACCUGCUUCAACACACUGGAAAGUGA
This is a messenger RNA of Cladocopium goreaui, 3390 nucleotides long. NCBI's taxonomy places the organism in Eukaryota, Dinophyceae, Suessiales, Symbiodiniaceae. The record is from the annotation of a GenBank genome assembly.